This is a messenger RNA of Puccinia triticina, 852 nucleotides long. RefSeq lists its product as uncharacterized. The coding region runs from base 1 to 852 and encodes 283 amino acids. The transcript is spliced from 5 exons. The record is from RefSeq and is a predicted model, not a curated record. NCBI's taxonomy places the organism in Eukaryota, Fungi, Basidiomycota, Pucciniomycetes, Pucciniales, Pucciniaceae.
AUGAUGGACGCCGGGCGCAAAAAACUCGUCUAUGCGUCCUCAUCCGUCAAGCCGGCCGGCAUGACUCUCCUACACCAUAAAGUUGUGGACUGGUAUCAUAGAGUCCAGUGGACCCAUAGCAAGGCGUUACCGACUAUGAAUAGAUAUGAGACACUCCACCAGUACUGGCUUGGGCGCGCCGACCAAAAAGACCACCUCAACAUUUUGCUCUGCAAUAUUCCAUUGGAUACUUGGGUUAUAGAGUUCUGUGAGCUCAUGCGGGCCUUCUUGGCCAUCAAUUCACUCAACACAACCAACCCCAAAGACAUUUUGCCUGGCAUCCUACUCUACCUCCGUCUCAAAGCGUGUUUUGACCGGGUUGAGCCCACACCACUCAACCUGGCUCGUGGUUUAAUCAAGAUGGCCGACAGGGACAAAACUGCGCUUGGCCGAUUUGAAGAUAUUGGCAAUGAGGCCAUUCACAAAGCUGGCAGGACAGCCACCAACCCAUUGCUCAUCAAGGGCCCCCCACACCCAGCUCUGGGCAGCUCCUCAAGCCACCCCGUAAUCAUUCCUGACACUCCUGAUCCACCAAUGGCGUCCAUCUUCAUCACCAAGUCAAUAGUUUGCAAACUGCUCUGUAUGAUGUUGGGAAUUGUGGAGCGUUCCAAAUCCCAGUUAGCCAACUUCAAGUCAAAUAUCAAGCGCAACAAGCAAUCCUUCCAAUCCUCCUACAUGUCUUUGGUUCAAAAGCACAAACAAGAGAUGGAUUUCUCACUUGCCAGCCGGAUGGCCAAGUUGGUUGUGCAGACACAGAAGCUGGCCCAGGCGCACCAGGAGAUCCAAAAUGGCAAAGUUGACCAAUGCAUUUGA